CUCUCUCUCUCUAUCUCUCUCUCUCUCUCUCUCUAUCUGGGCGUCUCAGAUUCGUGAGCUCCGACCUCGCGCGUGGCGCCUUGGGAGCCCACCCACGUGCGGGUUUUCGUUUCGUUUUCCGGCGUUGGUUCGGCAUUCUUUGAUUGGUUCAUUCGGAGGAGCGGGGAGGGGUGGUAGCGGUGGUAGCGGUUCGAGAUUUUUUGAGGAUGCAGUCCAGCGAGGAUUCGAGGCAGGCGCAGCCGGCGGCGGAGCAGGGCGGCGGCGGCGGGGGGCAGCGGCAUCAGGCGGCGAAGGGGGGCGGCGGCGGCGGCGGCAGCAACCCGGCGCCGCAGCAGCAGCAGCAGCAGCAGCAGCCGUGGGUGGCGAUGCAGUACCCGCCGUCGGCGGCGAUGCUAAUGCAGCACCCGCAGAUGAUGCCGCCGCCGCCGCCGCCGCCGCACCACCAGCAUUACGCGGCGGCGGCGCACUACAUGGCGUACCACCAGUACGCGCCGCCGCACCAGCGCGUGCACCACCAGCCGCAGCAGCAGAACGGCGAGAACAGGACGGUCUGGGUCGGCGAUUUGCACCACUGGAUGGAUGAGAGUUAUCUCCACAGCUGCUUCGCUUCCACUGGCGAGAUUGCUUCUAUCAAAGUUAUUCGCAAUAAGCAGACAGGUUUGUCUGAAGGAUAUGGAUUUGUUGAAUUCUUUUCACAUGGUACAGCUGAGAAAGUUCUACAAAACUAUUCGGGAAUCGCGAUGCCUAAUACUGAACAGCCGUUCCGUCUGAAUUGGGCAACAUUUAGCACGGGUGACAAGCGUUCAGAAAAUGCUCCUGAUCUGUCUAUUUUUGUAGGAGACUUAGCUGCAGAUGUUACUGAUAGCUUAUUGCAUGAGACUUUUGCUAAUAAAUACCCGUCUGUUAAAGCUGCCAAAGUUGUUUUUGAUGUCAACACUGGCCGUUCAAAAGGCUAUGGAUUUGUGAGGUUUGGGGAUGAAAGUGAAAGGUCGCAGGCCAUGUCUGAAAUGAAUGGUGUAUAUUGUUCUAGCAGGCCUAUGCGCAUUGGUGCUGCAACACCCAGAAAGUCAUCAGGGUAUCAAUCGCAGUAUUCUUCACAAGGUGGAUAUUCGUCAAAUGGUGCCUCAUCCCAGAGCUUUCAGUCUGAUGGGGACUCUGCAAACACAACAAUAUUUGUUGGAGGCCUUGAUCCUAGUGUUAAUGAUGAAGACCUCAGGCAACAGUUUUCUCAGUAUGGUGAGAUAGUUUCUGUUAAAAUACCAUCUGGGAAAGGCUGUGGGUUUGUACAAUUUGCCAACAGAAGCAAUGCUGAGGAGGCAUUGCAGAAACUGAACGGGACGGUGAUAGGUAAGCAAACGGUGCGUCUUUCAUGGGGUCGAAAUCCAGCCAACAAGCAGUUUAGAGCAGAUUUUGGAAAUCAAUGGGGACCGGUCUACUAUGGUGGACAAGUUUAUGAUGGUUAUGGAUACGGUAUGCCACCACAUUACGACCCGAGUAUGUAUGCCGCUGCCACGGCAUAUGCAGCUUACCCAGUAUACGGCAGUCACCAACAGCAAGUGAACUGAAUGAGUGAGGACAAAGGGAGAAAAAAGUUAGCUCUUAGCCCUUAAAACUCAUGAUGCUGCAAUUAGCCGAUCUGUUCUGGUCCUGUAGAGAUCUCGUGAAUCCGUCCACUUGUGGGAUGGAGCUGAAUUUUGAUGACUCUCAGUAGUUUUGUAGGGAUUUCUCUAAACGUGUCUUCUAAUUUAUGGGAACCAUAAACUUAUUCAUUGGAAUGCGAAAUCUUGCGCAUGACGCGGGGCAGAGUGCCUCGUGGAUUUGAAAUAA
Messenger RNA from Syzygium oleosum, 1827 nucleotides. Its product is annotated as polyadenylate-binding protein RBP47-like. Bases 207 to 1565 code for a protein of 452 amino acids. NCBI's taxonomy places the organism in Eukaryota, Viridiplantae, Streptophyta, Magnoliopsida, Myrtales, Myrtaceae. Gene Ontology annotation, cellular component: cytosol. The record is from RefSeq and is a predicted model, not a curated record. Gene Ontology annotation, molecular function: mRNA binding. The transcript is spliced from 6 exons.